Messenger RNA from Physella acuta, 1245 nucleotides. Its product is annotated as norrin-like. Lineage: Eukaryota; Metazoa; Mollusca; Gastropoda; Physidae. The record is from RefSeq and is a predicted model, not a curated record.
AUGUUUGGCACAGACAUCUACCUGUUGCUGACCUUGUGGGCGACCUUGACCUCGGCAAUGCUAUACAACCGCUACAAGCCCAACUGGUACACCUCCUCCUCAAGACCCGCCACCUCUUCGUCGUCCUCAUCUCUACUGCGCAUGCGUCAUGAACUGGAUAACUUAAAGUCAAGGUCAAUGUACGGCACAAGGUCAGAUGAAAUCACGCGCGAAACAUGCAGUAGACACUCCAUUGCGAUACUUUUAAGGCCACCUCUGCGAGUGGACGAUGACUGCUGGACGACAUUUGUCAAAUCUUACGCCUGUAAGGGCGGCUGCACCUCCUACAGUCAAGUGGACCCGAGAAAUUCCAGCAACAUUUUUCACAGCUGCAACUGCUGCCAACCUCUGAGCUACAGUAUCUCCAUAGCUCUGAUACCAUGCAAAAACGGACAGCGCAUGCGCGUGCCGGUCAAGGACGUCCUGGACUGUUCCUGUCGACCAUGCUACACCGACGCACCCCCCAAAGACAUCGUCAAGCUGCGGGACCUCCUGACUAAAGCAGCCGUAGACACGCCCCUACCCAGGGGGUGACAAGACCACGCCUAGAAAAAUAUCAUAAAAAACUGCAUAAACUUUUCUGCUUACAGACAUUUAUUCAACAAGCAACAUCGUCUUUGUGGUUUCUGAUCACUCAUCUAAUUAACUGGUACAAAUUUUUGAUCGAUCACUUCAAAAUGGCGUUGAUGUCACCCCUCCGACUGACGCCAUCAAGUGUAGAUAAAACUGACGUUAAGUCCAUGUGUAUAUUCUAUGACCUGUUGAUGUUGUCUGUCUACAUGAUGUUCAUGUUGCCUACAUCUAUAAAUGUACUUUCUGCUGUAAUUGUGUUUGAUUUGAAAAAUCGUUGUUCAAGGGAAAUAACCAGUAAAAUUGUUUUUUUUGCAUUGGUUAUUUCCCUUUAAACCAUUUACCACUUUUUGGAUAAUACAGUAGUAAAAACUGAUAACCCGCCCACGAACUUACUGGGGAAAAAAAUUAAAAUUUUCACAAAUAAGUAACCAAGUAUUUUUUUAAAUGACAUGAUUUUACUUAAAGUAAGCAACAAAGUAAUAUCUCUUUCGAAUAUCAAGCGGUCUGAUUAGUACAUCCUGAUAUUUUAGAGGAUCUGAUGACUUUCGGUGAAGGCGAUAUCGUUGAAACUGUCGUUGUAGACACAAUCUGUGACAAAUACUAAUAGCUUUUAGUUGCCAGAAUUUGUUCAUG